This is a messenger RNA of Emys orbicularis (European pond turtle), 1185 nucleotides long. Its product is annotated as microtubule-associated proteins 1A/1B light chain 3C-like. Gene Ontology annotation, cellular component: autophagosome membrane; cytosol; autophagosome. NCBI's taxonomy places the organism in Eukaryota, Metazoa, Chordata, Testudines, Emydidae. Gene Ontology annotation, molecular function: ubiquitin protein ligase binding. The record is from RefSeq and is a predicted model, not a curated record. The transcript is spliced from 4 exons. Bases 1 to 387 code for a protein of 128 amino acids. Gene Ontology annotation, biological process: autophagy of mitochondrion; autophagosome assembly; macroautophagy.
AUGCUGCCAGUUACCAGCAACCGGGAGCCCCGCGCUCCCUUCAAGCAGCGGAAAUGCUUCGCUACCAGGAAACGCGAAGUGGCCGCGGUCCGCUCCAAGUUCCCCAGCAAACUCCCGGUGAUCCUGGAGCGGUACCCCAAGGAGAAGGUGCUGCCAGCAUUGGAUAGAACCAAGUUCCUGGUCCCUCAGGAGCUGACCAUGGGGCAGUUUGUGACCAUUAUCCGGAACAAGAUGGCCCUCAGCUCCACACAGUCUUUCUACUUGCUGGUGGAUGGUAGCCGGAGCCUGGUCAGCAUGUCACUCACCAUGGCUGAGGUGUACACACUAAACCGAGAUGAGGACGGGUUCCUCUACAUGACCUACGCCUCCCAGGAGAUGUUUGGCUAAGGCCACUGGUUGCCUCGGACUCCUGCUCUUCUGAGAGGAGCCAUUCUUGCCCAUUCUAAUGUUGCUGCUUGGUAAAUGGUGUCAUCCCACCCCCUCCGGUUAGAGUAGGAAUGAUAUUCCUACCUGGCCAGUGGGGCAUCUACCCUGGUGUGCUGAGAUGCCAAGGAACCUGCCCAUUUCCUCCCUUCCCCAAGUGGGUGCCUGGAUAGACUUGCUCCAAAGGGAAAGAUCUGACUCCAGAGUGAGGGCCCCUUUAGCUCAGAGCAAGCGCUUUUACCCUGUCAUGCGGUGCCCAUGGGAUGGUCCUUUCUGUGUUGUGGGGAUAGUCACACCUGCCAGCCUCUUGCACUGGUGCCAGUGUGAUUUUCCCCCCCCACCACCACCACCGUGAGACCAAUAGGACCCCCAUUGCUUAAGGGCUGGUGUUGUAGGACACUGCUCGGUGCUGGCUCUGAGUUCCUGCUGCACCAUCUGGGGCUGGUAAAGCCCAGCCUGUUCCCUCUGACCUUGGGAUAGAACUCACAUGGUGGUAGCUUUUGGAAUAAGAGGAAGUAAACUUGUCUUCCAGCAACUUUCCUAGCCCCAAUGCUGACCACCAGAGACCCUUGUCCUCCCUGAACAGGGGUGAACCUCCUCGAGGGCAGCCCUAGCUGUGGGGUAGACUGGUUCUCUUGUAAGGGAGGUUGAGUGGUGCAGGAAGGAAGGUAAUCCUGCACAUGGAAUAACCACGGUCUGUCCUUUAGACUGCACGUGUUCCCUUUAGAAGCAUACCCUGUAACCACUAGUUAACUUUAAACA